AUGAGGGUAGUGAAGGAUACGGACGAAGAGGUGGUGAAACGAGUCUUUCUACCCCAUCAUCCAGUUAUCAAGGAGUCGAGUACCACAACCAAAGUCAGGGUGGUGUUUGAUGCAUCCUGCAAAACAUCAACGGGCGUUUCCCUAAACGAUGCGCUAUUUGCAGGACCAAUUGUGCAGCAAGAGCUGAGAUCGAUCAUCCUACGAAGCAGGUUCCGCCAGGUUAUGGUCGUUGCAGAUGUGGAGAAAAUGUUUCGGCAGAUGUGGGUCACUCUGUUGGAUACACCACUCCAAUGCAUCCUUUGGUUUGGACCGGAUAACGAAAUUGUUACGUACGAGCUGAUUACGGUGACGUAUGGUACGAAAUCGGCACCAUUCCUAGCUACUCGUACGCUCAAACAAUUGGCAGAUGAUGAACGAGAGAGGUUUCCACUUGCUGCUCAAACCGUUUACGAGGACGUCUAUAUGGAUGAUGUGAUCACCGGUGCGGAUGAUAUUGAGUCAGCUAUCGAGCUGCCACACCAGAUCGAUGCAAUGUUGAUAAGCGGAGGAUUCAGGUUGAGGAAAUGGGCGUCAAAAGCAGCGGAAGUGUUGAAGGACAUUCCUAAGGAGGAUUUGGCUCUACCCAGUGCACAAGGGAUUGAUUGGGACCGAGACGCAGAAGUCAAAACUUUGGGACUAACCUGGCUUCCCAAUACAGAUUGCUUCAAAUUUCAAUUCACCGUUCCACCAGUCGCUGAUAAUCAACAUUUCACCAAACGAAGUGUACUAAGCAUCGUUGCAAGAUUGUUCGAUCCGUUAGGACUGCUGGGUGCAGCAAUUACGACAGCGAAGAUAUUUAUGCAGCGGCUUUGGAGUCUGGAAGAUGAGCAAAAUCAAAAACUGAACUGGGACGACCGUUUACCGAAAACGGUGGGCGAGGAGUGGCGCAAAUAUCAACAACAGCUGCCGUUGCUGAAUGACUUCAAGCAGGCCAAGCAGAACAACAUCGGAUAUAACCUCAAAAUGUCAGAGGGAUCAACACCACCGUCGAGUGAAGAUCAGAACAGCGAUAAAAAAUUGUACGCUUUGUGA
Ochlerotatus camptorhynchus is the source of this 1071-nucleotide messenger RNA. RefSeq lists its product as uncharacterized. The record is from RefSeq and is a predicted model, not a curated record. The transcript has 2 exons. Lineage: Eukaryota; Metazoa; Arthropoda; Insecta; Diptera; Culicidae. Bases 1 to 1071 code for a protein of 356 amino acids.